AUGACAUCCAAAUUUACAAAACUCAGCGGUCAAUUCAUCGGCAGAUUCACCCGUCCCACAACCUCUCCUUCUCCUCAUCACACUGAUUUGGUCCAAAAGGUUUCGAUUUUAAAAACCGAGCUUUUAACGAAAGGCAACACAAAAGAAAAAUUCGAGAGCGUUUUGGAUCAGAACGGACAGUGGCUCUUUACAAGCUAUCGUGAUGGAGCUGGAAUCGUCGAGCUUAUGGAUCAACUCUUUCCUCAUCCUUACUUGGCUCUUCAGGUUUUAGAGUGGAGGAGAAGACAAUUGGAUUGUUGCAUCCCUUUGACAUCGGAAGAGUAUGCAAAAGGAAUCAAAAUCGCCGGUCGAGCUAGAGACACGAACCUCGCGGUGUAUCUUUUCAACGAGGCGGCUAAGAAACGAAUCCAGACGACGUCGGUUUACAAUGCCCUGAUGAGUGCUUACAUGUGGAACGGCCUCGCCGAGGAAUGCCAGUCGCUUUUCAGAGAUUUCAGGAGGCAAACGCAUUGUGCUCCAACCAUUGUGACUUACAAUGUUCUUUUAUCAGUCUAUGGACGACUUCUGAUGGUAAAGAACAUGGAAGCAGCUUUCGAAGAGUCACAAAGACUGAACCUUUCGCCAAAUUCCGCUACUUACAACUGUUUGAUUGCUGGUUAUGUGACUGCUUGGAAUUGGGGUAAAAUGGAAGAUACUUUUAGAGAAAUGAAGAUGGGUCAAGUCGAGCCUGACACUGACACGUAUCUGCUGAUGCUUCGAGGGUAUGCAAACUCAGGGAGUUUGGAGAAGAUGGAGGAGAUUUAUGAGUCGGUUAAAGAUGAGGUUGGUGUGAACAGAGGUCAGUUAGUCAGAGCUAUGAUCUGUGCGUAUUGCAAGAAAGGUGUUGAGGAUAGAGUUAAAAAGAUUGAGAAUUUACUGAGUCUUCUCUCUGGUGAGGAGUAUUUUCCUUGGCUGAAUGUGCUUUUGAUUCGAUUAUACGCUCAAGAAGACGUUGUGGAGGCGAUGGAGAGUAGAAUCAACGAGGCGUUUGAGAAUAAGACGUGUGUUAACAAAUCGAGUAUCAUGAGGGCAAUCAUCGCAGCGUACUUCAGGUGUGAUCAGGUUGAUAGUCUCGCGAGUUUCAUCAAGCGUGCAGAGUUUGCUGGAUGGAAACUGUGUAGGUCUCUCUACCACUGUAAGAUGGUGAUGUAUGGCUCUCAGAAACGGUUUGAAGAAAUGGAAGGUGUUGUGAAUGAGAUGGAAGAGACUAGUUAUGGGCUUGUUACGAAAACGUUUACGAUCAUGUAUAAGGCUUAUAAACAGCAUGGGAUGGAGUCUAGUGCUGAGAAAGUGAUGGGGAAGAUGCUGAAACAUGGGCUUUUAUAUAUUCCAAAAACUCAUCUAACUCAAGAUGCACCUCAAAUUGUGUAA
Messenger RNA from Microthlaspi erraticum, 1410 nucleotides. NCBI's taxonomy places the organism in Eukaryota, Viridiplantae, Streptophyta, Magnoliopsida, Brassicales, Brassicaceae. The record is from the annotation of a GenBank genome assembly.